AUGUCAAAUCUACCAUAUGCUGCGGACGCUGAGAGCCCGCUCAAACCUGCCGAACUACAAGUCCUUCGAGCGCAAUACGAGAAGGAAGGAGACUAUGUCGGAGUACAAACGAAAUUCAACUACGCCUGGGGCUUGAUCAAGUCCAAUCAACGACCAGAACAGCAAUUGGGAGUACAACUUCUCUCGGACAUUUUCAAGACCACACCUGAACGAAGAAGGGAAUGUCUAUACUAUCUGGCGCUGGGCAAUUACAAGCUCGGGAACUAUGCAGAGGCAAGAAGAUACAACGAUUUACUCGUGGAGAAAGAGCCUGGUAACCUGCAAGCAAGCAGUCUCCGGCAAUUGAUUGAUGACAAGGUGUCGAGAGAAGGAUUGAUGGGUGUUGCCAUUAUCGGCGGCGCGGCGGUGGUUGCAGGCAUUGUUGGUGGUAUCAUCAUGAGAGGUUCACGGAGAAGAUGA
Exophiala bonariae is the source of this 459-nucleotide messenger RNA. It is a transcript of the gene FIS1, whose product is annotated as mitochondrial membrane protein. The transcript has 4 exons. Lineage: Eukaryota; Fungi; Ascomycota; Eurotiomycetes; Chaetothyriales; Herpotrichiellaceae. Gene Ontology annotation, cellular component: peroxisomal membrane; mitochondrial outer membrane. Gene Ontology annotation, biological process: peroxisome fission; mitochondrial fission; autophagy of mitochondrion. Gene Ontology annotation, molecular function: protein binding. The record is from RefSeq and is a predicted model, not a curated record. The coding region runs from base 1 to 459 and encodes 152 amino acids.